CAAGAACCAUCAUGUGGAAUAUCCUAAAGGACAUACAAAUAUGGGUUUUCUUUAUUUUAUUGCUGCCAACCCAGAAAAUAAAUAGUCAAACAAGAUUCAGCCAAACAUCAAAUUCCUCGUUUUUUGAUGCUUCAAAUUUUAAUAAAAAUUUGAGCUACAAUAAAAAUGUGUCCUUUUUAUUUUUUCCAUUAAAAGAAUUUAACAAAGAAUAUCACGAAAAGAUAGAUAUUAAAAAAACAAGAAAAGAUAAUUUUUUUGAUAAACAAAGGGUUACUCGAGGCUCACAUCGUUCAAACAUAUAUCGACUGAUUAAUCUAAGGUCUAAACCCGUAAACGGUUUGUGGAACCAAAAAAGUUCGCUUUGGAGAAACAAACUACCGUUUUUCCAUGAAAGAUAUCCGAGAGACAUUCAAACCCCAACUGAAAUAUUAAAUAAAAAAUACAAAUUUAAAACUGCAGAGCCGCAAAUAGAUGAAACAAGACUCAUGCGACUAGUUUUAAAUGGUCUUCGAAUGAAAAAAGUACCGGAUAUGAAAAAGGUCAACAUUAGUCAAAUUGAGUACUCUAACAAAUAUAUUGAGUACUUAGCUCGUCAAAGAAGAAAUCAAAAAAUCGGCGCUGGACAAUACAGCAGAAAUUCAGAGUUAUUUCCCUUAAAGGAACUGCGCUUACUAAGCAUUGUUUCCAAUAGUUUUAAGGACAUAAGCUUUAAUCGAUGGCGACAAAAAAGAUCUUAUAAUAAUUCAAGCAAUGCUAAGGAAGAAUAUCGAUUCCGACAAAGGCAUAAAACAAAUAUUAUUUUGAAUUUUCCGCUUUCUCAAAUAAGUCAGACCCACAUUCAACGUAAUGAAAUUGACGAAGCAAAUGUAAGACUUAUGCUUCUUUAUAGUUCAGCACUUCGAUCUAAUGUGCGGCGAUUCGGAAAAAAAAAAAUCGUUGACAGUCACAGCUAUUCUGUAAAAUCCAAUAAUAAUUGUUCAAUGGCUUAUAUUAAGGUAAAUCAACCUAAAGCAUACAAAACGCGUGCUCAAAACCGUCAAAUAAAUCUUAAAGUAUAUCAAAUUUUAUCGACGACUAGAAGAAGAUUGCUAACAUCUCGAAAGAUUGAGUUUGAGAACCUCGACUACGAGGAUACUCGUACACAGUGGAUUGAAUUUGAUGUUACAAAAGCAGUUCGUGGAUGGUUAAACAAAAGUCAUGAACAUUUAUGCAUUGAAAUUGAGUGCGAUAAAUGUAAAAAUAUAGGAGCUCGUAUAUUAAAUGACGUUAGCUCCACAACUUCAACUGCAUUUACGCCAAAUAAUGAACAAUUUAAUUUAAUGCCGGUUUUAAAUAUUAUCGGACAAGAAGUUCAUAGCAUCAUGCUAAGUAAAAAUAGUAGUGAAAAAUACGUCCACCACCAUCAAAACUAUGAUAUCAACUAUUCCAGGGAAAAAUGGAAUAAUAAUUGUUAUAAAUUACACCAACGUUGCUGCAGACAUCAAUUAGACGUUGUUUUCAAAAAAAUUAAAGGAUUUGAGUUUAUUUUACAACCAAAAGUGUUUGAUGCUGGCUAUUGCCAUGGACGCUGUCCUCCACGUCACAAUCCUGCCCAUCAUCAUGCACUAUUACAAAGUUUAAUAUGGCAAGAAAAUCACACCAGAGCACCUCGCCCAUGUUGUGCUCCUUCAAAACUGGACAUCCUAGAAAUUUUGCAUGUAGACGAAGAAAACACCGAUAAAUUAAAGAUUUCAACAUGGACUGAUAUGCAGGUUGUGGAAUGCGCAUGUUCUUAAUCCAAGUGGUUAAAAAGAUGUUUUCGUUUUUAAUGUAUAACCAUUUUUUUAUUAGUUACAUGUCAGUAUGGAAGCUCAAACUUGUAACAGUCACACAUACAAAUUUUACAUAUGUAGGUAUGUCAGAGAAUAGAAUGGAAAAAACCGAACAUUAGCUCAAAUAAAAUCUACGCUUCAAUUUUUUGUAUUAAUACCGGUCGUAAUAGAUGUUGUAAAUAGAUCCCUUAAAAAACCCUUAAAAAAAAGAUAUGGUUUAUAGAAAGUGCAAAAUGCUAUAUGUGCGAAAUUUGAUUGAUUAUAAAAAUAAUGUUGCUCUUUCUUGCCCUACCAUUUGGUUACCAUUUAAAAGAUGGUUACAUAAUUAUUGACCCAUUCCUAAUAUCAUCCUUAAGAGGAUCAAAUCCUUUAGAGUUCCACACUGCCUUCCAUCGUUGGCUGAACAGAUAUAAUUUUGGACUUUUAGCACGUUACUUUUCAAGCAUUUUUUUAAUGUUCGUCCGAUUUGGUACAACGCUUAUAGCAAAGAUUAUACAAUUCAUAAAUUGGACAUCAAGGGCCAAAACAAUCAACUUUUUUCGUCGAGCUUGUUGGUGAGGGGGUAACGCACAUGGAUACGAUUCUAUUUUUAAAACUCUUUACAUGCGUCAAACAAAAUUUGUGCCUUUGUAUGUAUUUGUCAGUGCUCGCACGACGGCGUGAAAAUGUUUUGGCUUCCAAAUUAAUGUUUCAUAUUCUCAUCGUUUCUGUUUUCAAUGCGUCGAUGUGGUAGUAAAACAAAUAGUACUUUUGAUCGCUACCGCUCGUGUCGGGGUGGUAGCGUAAUGCAUAGAAUAGUUGCUCUUUCUAAAAUUUUCCUAUGUUCAAAUCCUCCGAAGAACUUCAAACUAUGUAGUACUGUUUAAUCAGAGAUUAAUCAGAGUUAAUGCCGCGCAAAAUUUGUAGCCCUCGGAGCCUUGUUGGAAACUUUAGUUCUACCUUUAAUUGGGAGCAGCUUGUCUCGAAUAGCUUCAACGUGGCGUUUAGUGCGUUUAUCAACCCUAAAAAAAUAUAUAUAUAAAACAAGAAAAAAAAGCUAACUUCGGGUUAUAAAAUUUGGUAGGUGGGAUUAACUGA
Molecule: messenger RNA, 2888 nt
Organism: Drosophila bipectinata
Lineage: Eukaryota; Metazoa; Arthropoda; Insecta; Diptera; Drosophilidae
Gene: mav
Product: maverick
Cellular component (GO): extracellular region
Molecular function (GO): cytokine activity; growth factor activity
Source: RefSeq, a predicted model, not a curated record